Peromyscus eremicus (cactus mouse) is the source of this 2042-nucleotide messenger RNA. It is a transcript of the gene Tbc1d19, whose product is annotated as TBC1 domain family member 19. The coding region runs from base 125 to 1705 and encodes 526 amino acids. The transcript is spliced from 21 exons. NCBI's taxonomy places the organism in Eukaryota, Metazoa, Chordata, Mammalia, Rodentia, Cricetidae. The record is from RefSeq and is a predicted model, not a curated record.
GCUGGAGGAGUCCCAGCGUAAAAAAGGUCCGGGAGAAGUGUCAGCGGCCGCGAGUGGGACUCUGCAGCGCAUUCUUUCCGUGCCAGCGGCUGUCCCCGCGGCUGGGCGGGCUAGGGCAGGGGAAAUGUUGCAGGAGGAGUCCGACCUGUCUCUUAUCAUUGCCCAGAUAGUCCAGAAACUCAAGGGCUCCAAUUUGUACGCUCAGCUGGAACGGCAGGCCUGGGCCUGCCUUCAGAGACCCGAGAUCAGACUUGAGUCACUCAAAGAAGAUAUUAAGGAAUUCUUUAAAAUAUCAGGUUGGGAGAAGAAACUUCAGAAUGCUGUUUAUAGUGAACUGAAUGUGUAUCCUUUGCCCAGUCAUCCUUCUGCACCUCCUGAGCAUCUCAAAGAGCCUUUGGUGUACAUGAGGAAGGCACAGGGAAGUUGGGAAAAAAGAAUCUUGAAGAGUUUAAAUAGUAUGUGCACUGAACUGAGUAUCCCAUUGGCACGAAAGAGACCAGUUGGAGAACAGAAAGAACUUCUCAAUAAAUGGAAUGAAAUGGGAACUGAUGAGCCAGAUUUAAGCCUUUUUCGACCUGUUUAUGCACCUAAGGACUUUCUUGAGGUAUUAAUUAAUCUCCGCAACCCAAAUUAUGAAAAUGGUGACUCGCUUAGUUUUAGGACUCAUUUGGGUUUAAUCCAAGUUCCUCUGAAAGUAAAAGACAUCCCUGAACUGAAAGAAUGCUUUGUAGAACUUGGCUUAAAUACAGGACAACUGGGUAUAGAUGAUUCUACACAAGUGCCUCCUGAACUUUUUGAAAAUGAGCAUGUGCGUAUUGGGCAAAAAGUUCUAGUGCAGCAGGAUAGCGCUGCUGCCCAGCAGUACAUCCGACAAGGAAGUCCCACGGCACUGAGAGCUGAGCUCUGGGCGCUCAUUUUGAAUAUCUCCAGUCAACCCGAGGACAUCCUGUAUUAUGAGCAACUUAAGACCAAUGUGAUACAGCAUGACCUUUUGGUGGACAGUCUAAUUUAUAAAGAUGUGAAGCUGACAGCAAGCAACGAUGAUUACUAUUUUGUAUUUGAAGAUUAUUUAUAUCAGGUAUUACUUUGUUUUUCACGGGAUACGUCUGUACUGGGUCACUUUGCAUACAACAGUGCUUCACCGCCGAAAUCGUACAUCAGAGGAAAGCUAGGAUUAGAAGAAUACGCUGUCUUUUAUCCACCAAACGGUGUAAUCCCUUUCCAUGGAUUUUCCAUGUAUGUUGCUCCACUGUGUUUUCUGUAUCAUGAACCUUACAAAUUGUAUCAGAUAUUCCGGGAGAUGUACGUCCGCUUUUUCUUCCGACUCCACUCCAUCUCCUCACACCCUUCUGGUAUCGUGUCGCUGUGUUUGCUGUUUGAAACCCUUCUUCAAACGUAUCUUCCCCAACUCUUUUAUCAUCUGCGAGAAAUCGGCGCUCAACCACUUCGUAUAUCAUUUAAAUGGAUGGUUCGAGCUUUUUCUGGAUACUUAGCUACAGAUCAACUCUUGCUUUUGUGGGAUAGAAUCCUAGGAUACAACUCCCUGGAAAUUCUUGCUGUGCUGGCCGCUGCCGUGUUUGCCUUCAGAGCAGUGAACCUGAUGGAGGUGACAUCAUUGGCUGCAGCUGAAGCAGUUCUGGCUGACCUUUCUACUUUAAAAGUUAUGCCUCUUCUUCAAAUUUUUCUGUUCGCCACUGUCACCUGAUCUUCGAGGUGACUGACACCACAUCUAGUUUUUCAUUAGGAACUAAUCAUGAACUAUGCAAACUCUGCAUACAACCAAAAUUAAACUCUGCAUAUAAGCCAAUAAAGAUCAUGUUCCCUCCUCAGUUAACGCUAAGAAGUUGUUCACUUUUGGAGACAAUAGCCCUCCACACCAAACACUGCAUUUGCAUGCUGAUGAUGGCCAAGAGAGAAGCAACAGACAUCUCUUCUGCUGAACCGAGCAUCCUACCUGCACAGAUCGCUAACUUGUAACGGGCACGCACCAUAUUAUGCAAUAAGAACUCAAGGCACUGUAAUAAACUUCAAGAGGUAACACA